GAGCGGGCACCGUGAUGAGGCUCACGCACGCUGCCGAUGCUGGUGCCGCUGCUGCUGCUGCGGGACUGACGGCGUGACGCUGAAGGUCACACCGUGAACCGGUCCUCCUCCGUGGCUCUGUGCGCGUUGGAUGCCGGGAUGCACGCGUCUCCUCUGCUCACGGCGGUCGCGGUCCUCUUGGGUAUCCAGAUGACAUAUACCCAGACGGAGAUGAAGAGGGUUGUUGGAGACAAUGCCACUUUGCCCUGCCACCAUCAGUUCUGGGCGGCCGAUGACCCAACAUUGGACAUCGAGUGGCUGUUCCUUAAGCCAGCUAACAGGCAGAGAGUGGUCAUCACCUACUUUGCUGGACGUGUUUUUGACCCCAACGAGGCGGAGCGUGGCCGCGUCGCCUUCGCCGGAGAGUACUUAAAAGGCGAUGCCUCACUGCUGAUCAGUGACUUGACUCUGACGGACUCGGGCGAGUACAGCUGCAAAGUCAAGAAUGGCGCUCAGUACCACUGGAGCACCAUCAGCCUCAUCGUUCUUGUGAAGCCGUCAAAGCCUCGGUGCUGGAUGGAAGGCAAACUGCUGGAGGGUGGAGAUGUGAAGAUGAGCUGCAAGUCUGCCGAUGGCUCUGAUCCGAUCCACUACAAAUGGGAGCGAGUUCUGGACAAGGGCAAAUACGUCGGCAAGCUGCCUCCUCUGGCUCUGAUAGAUUUGAAAAAUCCAGAGAUCGUGACACUGAGGAACUUGACUAAGGACAGCACCGGUGUGUACAAAUGCACCGCCAGCAAUGACGUGGGUGAAGAGAGCUGCACCGUGGAGGUGAAAAUGCACUAUGUGCGGGGCAUGGGCGUGGUAGCAGGAGCAGUAGUGGGUGUGUCUUUUGGCGUUCUCCUCAUCAUCCUCAUCAUCUGGUUGGUGUUCCGCAAAAAGGAAAUGAAGAAAUAUGAAGAAGAGGAGACUCCAAAUGAAAUCAGAGAGGACGCAGAGGCUCCGAAAGCCAAACUGGUUAAACCCAACUCGCUCUCCUCUUCCCGCUCUGGCAGCUCUCGCUCAGGCACCUCCUCCACGCAGUCCAUGGUGCACAACAUGGCACCCCGAGGCCCACGGCCAUGUGUUCCUGCCGUGGUGGCCCUCAAGGAGAACUGCCAAGCCUCCACCUUCUCUCAGUCCCCCCCUGGCUACAAUCAGGCAGUCUCCAAGACCCCUGAACCUCGUACGACACCCACCUCCACGUCUACCUCCAAACCCAGUACUCCACCCAAAUUGAGCCCUGGGAACCUGGCCCGGAUGGGGGCCACUCCUGUUAUGAUCCCAGCCCAAAGCAAGGCCUUCCAGACUGUGUAGUCGACCGGACAGAGAGAAAACUGUAAUCACACAGCCUCAGGACACGGCAACCAGCUGAACCCAAGAGUUAGAAGCUGACAAAGACUCAGUCACGUGUGGAGACAUUCGUAGUUGGACUGACACUUUCACUUUUUAACUCUUGUGACAUCACUCACUUUACACCAACUCUAAGGGAACAAGCUUCUUCUGAUGCUGAAAAACUGUCAUCUGAGCAACAUCUGUGAUGAAGGUAACGGCACCAGGAUGCAGGAUGCAGAAAUGAAGGUUGGCGGAUCUGAGGCAGCUCUUGACAAACUUGGGACUGAAUGUGACAAAGUGUGAGCCAGGCCAGGAUCCGAUAUAAAGAAGACAUCACAGAAACUGUUCGCUCAACAUUGAGGGGGAGAAGUUGGGUUGGGCUUCAUGAAGCCAGUGUGUGAUCUGUCCAAUGGCUACAACAUUUUAGAGUGGAAUCAUAGAAUAAUAGAGUUAGCGAUUAUAAAUUCAUUGCUUAGUCUGUAAAAUGUUAGAAUAGCAAAAAUGACAUUUUUAUGAACACAAGGAAACAUCUUCAAAUCAUAUUUUUGAAUUGCUUUGACCAAACAACAUUCCAACAUCCAAA
This is a messenger RNA of Thalassophryne amazonica, 1933 nucleotides long. Its product is annotated as CXADR-like membrane protein. Gene Ontology annotation, cellular component: cytoplasmic microtubule; membrane; cell surface. The record is from RefSeq and is a predicted model, not a curated record. The transcript has 7 exons. The coding region runs from base 139 to 1332 and encodes 397 amino acids. Lineage: Eukaryota; Metazoa; Chordata; Actinopteri; Batrachoidiformes; Batrachoididae.